This is a messenger RNA of Colius striatus (speckled mousebird), 534 nucleotides long. It is a transcript of the gene CHRNA10, whose product is annotated as cholinergic receptor nicotinic alpha 10 subunit. The coding region runs from base 1 to 534 and encodes 177 amino acids. The record is from RefSeq and is a predicted model, not a curated record. NCBI's taxonomy places the organism in Eukaryota, Metazoa, Chordata, Aves, Coliiformes, Coliidae. Gene Ontology annotation, biological process: monoatomic ion transport. The transcript is spliced from 2 exons. Gene Ontology annotation, cellular component: membrane.
AUGUGCUGGGGGCUGCAGGGAGGGGAGGGGGCUGCUCUGACCCCCACCCCUCGCGUUGCUCCCCUCCCAGGCAAGUACUACAUCGCCACCAUGACCAUGAUCACGGCCUCCACGUCUCUCACCAUCUUCAUCAUGAACAUCCACCACUGCGGGGCGGGGGCGCGGCCGGUGCCCCCCUGGGCCAGGCGCCUGAUCCUGCAGCACAUGGCGCGGCUCUGCCGUGUCCAGGACGUGGGCGACAGCUGCCGCGGCCCCCGGCGUGGGGCGGGCAGGGGGGACCCCGGCGGGACCCCCGCGGACGGGGAGGCUGAGGGGGACGGAGGGGGCUGCCCCCGGCAGCGCUGCCUGUGCCACCACCGCGGGCUGCUCAGGAACGUCGCCUACAUCAGCAGCUCCCUCCGGCGCCGCCGCAUCGCCCAGCGCCGCGCCGGAGACUGGAAGAAGGUGGCCAAGGUGAUGGAUCGCUUCUUCAUGUGGGUCUUCUUCCUCAUGGUCUUCCUCAUGAGCGUGCUGGUGCUGGGAAAAGCAGCCUGA